This is a messenger RNA of Acanthochromis polyacanthus (spiny chromis), 6321 nucleotides long. It is a transcript of the gene pip5k1ca, whose product is annotated as phosphatidylinositol-4-phosphate 5-kinase, type I, gamma a. Bases 246 to 2435 code for a protein of 729 amino acids. Gene Ontology annotation, biological process: phosphatidylinositol metabolic process. NCBI's taxonomy places the organism in Eukaryota, Metazoa, Chordata, Actinopteri, Pomacentridae. The record is from RefSeq and is a predicted model, not a curated record. The transcript has 18 exons. Gene Ontology annotation, molecular function: phosphatidylinositol kinase activity.
GGCAGCAGCGGCUCAGCAGCAGCAGCAAGUGCAGCGCAGCGGAGCAGGGAGGAGCGGAGCGGGGUCUGUUCCACCGUCGUGAGGAAACACUGCACAGAUGAAGGGACCAUCGCGGACACCUACCACAUAUUGCUGCGCUUGAUUACCGCCCAACACCGAACAACACGGUCCUCGCGUCCGUCCACGCUUCGUCGCUGUGGGUCUCUCAUUCGGAGGGCUCGUCGGUUUUUCCUCCGGGAGGCUGAAUGGAAGCCGAGGGAGCGGUCGGGCUGUCGGAGGCCAGGGAAGGGAGCCCGCUAUCCGGGGCCGCAGCAUCCGAUGAUGGGGACACGGUCGUGGGAGUUAGCUACGGGAUGGACGCCGCAGACAUGGACGCUGCUGCUAAGAAAGCCUUCAUCACAGAGAUGCCCUCAUCCUCUGGCCAGCCAGGCCAGGGAAAGAAGAUUGGCCACAGAGGGGUGGAUGCAUCAGGGGAAACUACUUACAAGAAGACCACAUCGUCGGCCUUGAAAGGUGCCAUCCAGCUGGGCAUCGGUUACACGGUGGGCAACCUGAGCUCCAAGCCAGAAAGAGAUGUGUUGAUGCAGGACUUCUACGUGGUGGAGAGCAUCUUCUUCCCUAGUGAAGGGAGCAAUCUCACUCCAGCGCAUCAUUUCCCGGACUUCCGCUUUAAAACUUACGCUCCUGUGGCCUUCCGCUACUUCAGAGAACUUUUUGGCAUCAGGCCGGACGACUACCUGUACUCCCUAUGUAACGAACCCCUGAUCGAGCUGUCCAAUCCUGGAGCCAGCGGUUCAGUCUUCUAUCUGACAAAGGAUGACGAGUUCAUCAUCAAGACUGUGAUGCACAAGGAGGCUGAGUUCUUACAGAAACUGCUGCCUGGAUACUACAUGAACUUGAAUCAGAACCCUCGCACUUUGCUGCCCAAGUUUUUCGGCCUCUACUGUGUCCAGUCGGGCGGGAAGAACAUCCGUGUGGUGGUGAUGAACAACGUCCUGCCCCGCGUGGUCCGCAUGCACCUCAAAUACGACCUGAAGGGAUCCACCUACAAGAGGCGAGCGUCCAAGAAGGAGAGGGAGAAAGCCAGACCCACCUUCAAAGACCUGGACUUCAUGCAGGACAUUCAGGACGGACUGAUGCUGGACCAGGACACUUACAACGCUCUGGUCAAGACUCUACAGAGAGAUUGCCUGGUGCUGGAAAGCUUUAAGAUCAUGGACUACAGCUUGCUGCUCGGGGUUCACAACAUGGACCAAGCGGAGAGGGAGAGGCAGAUGGAGGGAUCCCAGGGCGACAGCGACGAGAAGAGGCCCGUGGCUCAGCAGAAAGCUCUGUACUCCACAGCCAUGGAGUCCAUCCAGGGAGGAGCAGCCUGCGGAGGCUCCAUCGACACUGACGACACGAUGGGCGGUAUUCCAGCUGUUAAUGGAAAAGGGGAAAGACUUCUUCUCUACAUCGGGAUCAUCGACAUCUUGCAGUCCUACAGGCUAAUCAAGAAACUGGAGCACACGUGGAAGGCUUUGGUUCAUGAUGGAGACACCGUAUCGGUCCACCGGCCAGGAUUCUACGCCGACAGGUUCUUCAAGUUCAUGAGCAGCACGGUUUUCAAGAAGAGCUCCUCCCUGAAGUCCUCUCCAUCCAAGAAGGGUCGAGUGUCACUGACGGUGCCAAAGUGUGCCGGUCCUGGUGCCGCCUGGUCAGCCAGCCAGCUGCCCUGCGAGAGAGACGAGAAUAUCUACGACCUGAGAGGAGCUCGCAGCUUCCCAACACUGGAGGACGAGGGGCGGCCAGAUCUUCUUCCAUGCACUCCUCCAUCUUUUGAGGAGGCCACCACAGCCUCCAUCGCCACCACACUGUCCUCCACCACCUCCUUGUCCAUCCCCGAGAGAUCUCCGUCCGACACAGCCGAGCACCCCCGCUACAGGAGGCACACCCAGUCGCUCAGCCACGACGGAAGGACCCAGGAGGAGCUUCGUGUGCGUGAAGAGGACCAGCAGACCAUCACGGUGGAGGUGGAGCUGAAGAGACACGACAGCGAGCCCACCAUCUCUGUUCCACAGCCUUCACCUGAAACCAGUGAGGUCCAGGAAGCCGCCGGUGCCGAGGCCCCGGACGCCGCUGCAGCAGCACCUUCCAGCUCUCCGUCAGCACCCGAAGCGGCCUCAUCCUCCUCCUCGUCCGCCCCAGCUGCUCCCUCCUCACCCGGGCCGGCCGAGGAAGCCCCGUCGAGUCCAAAGGUGGCGGUGGAAGCCGACAGGGCCAGCCAGGUGUCCGGCUCAGGGUGCACCAGUCAGGCUUCAGUCGACGACGACGAUGACGUGCCAAUCACAGAUAUCUACUUUCCUCCAGAGGACAGGACCUGGGUGUACUCUCCGCUACACUAUGGCUCAGAGUCUAAGGCCCUGCCAGAUGGGGAUUGGGAAAGAGAGACAUAAACCCAGUUCUCUGGCAGAGAGGAGUGAACGUCUCGGUGGAGAGGACUCGUCAGUCUGAAGUCCAGACCUCAGUGGUAGCAGCGGGAUCUCUGUCUGAAUCAGGAUUUUUAACAUGCAUACAGAAACACACUGAGAGGAGAAAGUGACCUGAGAACCAGAGGGGGAUUUUAAAAAAAUGAUAAAGAAAAAACCUGACAGUGAUGACGUCACUGAUUUCCAACCAUCCCUGCCUUUCACCCUCGACCCUUGAAAUUUAUUAUAUGGAUUUAAUAAUUCUGUGUAUGUGUGACAUCGUGCAUAUAAGGCUGCUGUCUUAUAUGUUUGACAUACAUGAAAGAUGGUGAUAACUUACUGUAGGUUCUGUUUCACACAAGCACAGCCCUCCAGCAGACUUUCCGCUGCUUUGAAUACUGAAUCUACAGAGCAGCUGUGAAGUGAGCGGAGCUGCUGGUUGUGGAGACGCCCCCACAUCCAUUUUUACUCAGUUUUACUGAACGUACAGACACAAGAGGGUUUCUUCGCUCUUCUUGUGUACAUUUUGAAACCUUAUUCCCUGCCUUUGUUGGUGGAGUCCAGAGUUCCUCGAUGUGAAAGUUCAGGUAGAAGGGUCCAUCUUAGUCCUCAUUAGAUCAAACAAACUCAUGACCAGCUGAUAAAAACUUGACUCCAUAACACUAUUAGUGGUCAAAAAUGCUGAUUUCAUGCAUGUAAACUGCUGAUUGUAUUGUUACAAAACAUAAUUUUAAAGCUUUUCCACAUGAAUGAAUGUCUGUUGCAUUCAAACUUUUGCCAAAUGAGUUUACACAACUCUGAUUAUUCCCAUUAGCGCCAGGUGGAUCUUCAAGUUUGACUCAGUCUGGUGUCUGUAGUAAUAUUCCCACUCAGCAGCAGCAUUGAUGCAUUUCACAUCAACCAGCAAAGAUUAGUGACAGACGAGUAUGGAGGGAAAAAAACGGCAUCUAAGAAAAGUUGUGGUGCUCCAGAUUUUAAAAAAGGAAGAAAGGGAAGCGAUCGAUGGGGAGAACAAACACGUUUCAACAGCGUUUGUUCAUUUUUUCUCACUGCCAUUAAAAGGAGACUGCUGCAAAGUUUAAACUUUGAUCGGAUCGGUGUUUAAAUGUAACUAGGUACAUUUACUCAAGUAUACCAGCUUCUCUGUUUAUUCCACUACAAAUCAGUCCAUUUUACUCCAAAACAUUUAUCUGACAGCUUCAGUUACUUUACAUGAUGAGAUUUUUGCACACAAACCAUAAGAAGAAUGCUUAAAAUCUGAUGUGUAGUUUCUAGUUAAAACUACGUAACAGUUUAUUAAAGUACCGCUGAGGCGAUUAGUGCAAUAAAUAACUGUUUUGAUAGUUGUUCAGAAGACUUGUGGCAGGAGUUCUCACAAUUUUUUUAGAAGUUUUACAAGCCAAACAAUCAGUCACAUCAUAGAAAAUGAGAUUAAUCGAUAAUGAUUAAGAUCAUUAGUUCAAAAUGAGCUCAACCAAAACAACAUAAAAGUCCUGCUUUUACAUUCAAUCAAGAGUUUAAAUAAUCUUGUGUUAUAAUAUACAAUAAUGUAACAGUCACAGGAGGUAUUUUUCUGUAUUAAGUGCUUUUAAUACUUUAAGUACAUAUUUACAUGUAACAGAGUACUUCUACAGGGUGGCGUUAGUACUUUUUAUAAAGUAAAGGAUAUGAAUGCUUCCUCCAUUAGUGGAUCGAAUGUUUCAUUGUUAACUUUUAUAUUUUCAUGAGGUUUUUGUCAAAGAAUUCAACUGUUCAUCUGUUUUACUGAUGAUUUAAUGAGUUCCUUGUUCGUCCAAGCCACAUAAACCUUCCAACUAUGGGUCUUUUUUAUUCUAAAGCUGAAAAUAAUGAGACUUUGCAAACCAGCGGUGCAUAAAGUAGCUCUUCUCACCUCACAACCCUCAUAGUUCCUGACUCUGUGUCCAGUAAAAGCAGAUUUCAGGGUGCUGGAGGACUCUGCUUGUGCUGAAACCUCCGUUGAGCCAAUCAAAAGCGAACAUCUGGACGUCUCCGUCAUCCUCGCAUUUCCAGUAGAGAAAAUAUGCAGUUUAGUUUAUAGAGGAACGACUGAAAUCGUUUGCUUUAGCGAAUAUAUAGAGAAGUUGUUGGAUUCACAGCAGCGUAAUUUAUAACUUAAAUGUUUUUGCUACAGUUUUCUUUUUUUAAUUUCUGAACUUUUCUUCAGUUCUUUUAUUUAUUUGUCUGUUUGUACUUUAUUGUAAAAAUCACUGAUAUUGUUACUUUUUCACUCUGAAAUGCUGAAUUUUUUUCUUUUUUACUGUUUGCAUCCAAAGAACUGUUACUUUUGAUAGUUUCUUCACUUCAGAAUCUACUUUCUUUCUUUUCACAUCCAGUGUUUGUAAAUUCAGUGUUACUGCAUUUUUCACUACAACUCCGUGUCGAAACGUCUCCUGCCUUCGAAACAGAAGGCAUCGAUUACUACACUAAAGCAGCAGACAUUGUCAUUACAACAACCUUCACAUCAUUACAAUGUCUUCCAGUGUUGCCCUCUUUUUGGACAGAUGCACAUAAGCCAUUUGUAACAGCAGAAUUUCACUUUUUAUUAUUUUAAUUUUAAGUGGGAAACUAAUCAGCAUAUCGGUGAUAUUUGUCACAUCUGGUCGCCGUCGCCUCCUCACAAUAAGAAACCCAUUGACCGGACGUUUCAGAUCUUUGUACAUCAUCAGUUGUAGUAUUUGCAGUCAGUAUCGUACCCGUCGUGUGUAUAUUUGAAUGAGCGCAGUCCGUUGUUGAGACGCAGCAGUUUGGGUUGAAUGUCGUUUGCACUUAUUCAAAGGACCUGAACGUGAACUAGUGAUAGAGGCCAAAUAAACAUGCAUCACGUAAUCCAGAAGGCAUAACUUUUUUUCAGUCUUUAGAUAGGAGUUUUCCCGCUCACACAUGCUGAUAUUUAGACAGCGUUUAUUUUAGGAUCGUGUGUGCGUGCGUGUUGGUGAAGUCAAUCACAGUCAUUGUAGGGUUUAGUGUUUACUGUAGUCUCUCCGUGGCUGACACCUUAAAAGCUCCAACAAAGCGGGAUUUUUUUUCAAAAGCUUCAGAGCUCGUUUCUUCGGUUGGUCGGUACGUUUCCGUGUGUGUUUGUGCGUAAGGGACGACACAUCAGCGUCGAAGCAUUGUAAAAUAGAAAAUCAGUUUGUCGUAAUCAGUUUGCUGUCGCUCAUCAGAUGAAGACCAUAGCAGCAAUAUUUUGUACAGUCUCGCUUUUCAGUUCAUUUUAAUUGCCUUAUUGAGAAAUUUUACAUGUCGGGUCUGUUGUUUAUAUUGUUGUUGUUUUUUUCACUCGUGCUGUUGUAUUUAUUUUUCUUUCUCAUAGUUGUGCUCCUGAGAAUGUGUACAUAAAACUAUAAAUACAUAUAUAAAGAUAUACAAAUAUAUUUUCCAUUUGAAUCGGAGAAUAUUAUUUUUAUUUGGUUUUAUUUUUGCUGCUGGGCAAGAAAUGAUUGCAAUCUACAUAAUUUACUGUACCAUAUUCUUCAGUGUGUUUAUCGAGACGCAGCUGCUGUAUAUUUAUGGUCUAUAAGCCGCAGCUGUUUCUUUGUAUGAUAUCCGGAGAACUGAGAGAUUUGUGGGUUUUACUGUACAUGCAGAUCAAUAGGGAUUCUUCCAACCGUUCAGCUGUGUUGUGUACGUGUUUUCAAAUCGCUGUGUGCCCUCAUCCAAUAGGGAGAGUCCUUUACAGAGACAUAGCAUGAUUUCAAAAAUGAAUAUGCAUAUCAGAAAUGUGUAUUUAUGUAUAUCUGUGUAUAUUCAUCUAUUUAUAUGUGAGGAUAAAUAGAUGGCUGUGUGUGCGUGUGUUUGGACUCAAUCAGAAUGAAUACAAAAUAAAGCAGUUCUAUGAAUUGUAGUCCAUGGA